Molecule: messenger RNA, 3124 nt
Organism: Passer domesticus (house sparrow)
Lineage: Eukaryota; Metazoa; Chordata; Aves; Passeriformes; Passeridae
Gene: ECRG4
Product: ECRG4 augurin precursor
Exons: 5
Coding region: 296-754 (152 amino acids)
Biological process (GO): anaphase-promoting complex-dependent catabolic process; cellular senescence; central nervous system development
Source: RefSeq, a predicted model, not a curated record
GCCAAGGGGCUGGGAUUUGGGAGAGGCAGAAUAAACGCGCCUUUCACGCCCGGCAUCCCCUCCAGUCCCGCGGCUCCCGCGCUCCCAGCCUUGGUCGCUUCUUGCCCUGCUUGCAGGAGGCAAGGCAUGCUGAAAUAAAGAGAAACUUGUUCUGUGGCAGGAAAGGUCGUUUCUUCUGGCCAGGCAUUCCCAUCCCGGGAAGGAGACAGGAAGCAUAUUGCAUUAAAGGUGGCAUUCCUCUCCUCUCCUUUCCUCUCCCCUGCUCUCCUGUGCUCUGCUCGCCGUCCCUGCCGCGAUGCCGCCGCCGUGUCCCCGCGGGGCCCUGCCCGGAGCCUCCCUCCUCCUCCUCCUCUUCCUCCUGCUCCCGCUGCUCUGCGCGGCCCCCGAUGCUUCAAGGGGAAAUAAGCUUAAACUGAUGCUUCAGAAACGAGAAGCCCCUGCUGCUGCGAAGGCCGAGGUGUCAGUGAAGGAGACGGCAGCCAAGGCGUUCCUGAGCAGCCUGAGGCGCCAGAGGCGCCAGCUGUGGGACAGAAGCCAGCCCGACGUGCAGCAGUGGUACCAGCAGUUCCUGUACCUGGGCUUCGAUGAGCAGAAAUUUGAAGAUGACAUCUCCUACUGGACCAACCUGGGGCGUGCUCGUAAUGAAUACUACGGUGGGUACUACCAGCACCACUACGAUGAAGAUUCUCCCAUUGGCCCACGGAACCCACACACCUUCAGGCACGGGGCAGGCGUCAACUACGACGAUUACUGAUGCCAUUCACCCUGCUGCACUGGGCGAGGCCGAGCCCUCCCCCAGUCAGGAUGACCUGCUUUUUCUUCUACUCAUGUUAAACAGAAGGAGGAAAGGAUCUGCCAGACUUUGAUGAGAGCAACAUGACUUUUUUUUAAAGGUUUUUUAAUAGGUUACAGAUAACAGUCUUUCUUUCUAUCAUUACUUAGUAGUACACUAUAUACAAAAAGUGUUAUAGAAAUAAAGCUUUUUUGAUAAUCAGGUUGCCAUUAUUUAGUAGACUUCAUAAUAGCAAGUUUAAUUCCAACUGUAUUACUACAGAUUCCUUUUUAGAGGUUUUUUUCUCUUGCUGUCCUACAAUCAAUUGCAAAAUUACAUUAUAUCAUCUACUUUGGCAUAUAGAAUACAUAAUAUUAGCCAGUACAUUUAAGAUGUGCCUUCCCAUUCACAUUUCUAUUAACAAAUAAAUCCAAUUAUUCUUGGGAGAAAAGAAACAAAAGGUUUCCUGUCAAUUGAAGUGCUGCUUUGUUGCCUCCUCUGCCGUUUCCACACCCACAGCAUGCAGCCCUCCAAGCCUGACAUGGCACUUCUGCAGCUCCUGUUGGGUCAAGGACACAGACAUUUACAAAAGCUAAAUUCAGGGCAGAUGAGCUUGCCUACCUACAAAGCCUGUGAAAGGAUCCUCCAGGGAACAGGCUCAAGGCAGGAACUUGACUUCAGCAGUAAUUGCUGAGGCACAGAGCUUCCAACCUGAGCCCAACCCCUCCCAGGCACAAUAACCCAAAGGUUAUGUUUGCUGAAUACUCCCCUUUGUGUCCAUUCCACUUAGUGUCAAGCUUUCAGCCUAGCUCAAAAUAGGGAAUAAAACAACAAAGUAAGCUAUUUAAAAUUAAGUUAGUGUCACACAGCAUCCAACACAAUUCCCUGACAUCAUAAUUUCCUACUGCAAAAUUCCCUCUACCCCAGUUCAGACUGAAACAUGCACAUUAAGCUGAGCAUCAAGAUAUAUCAGAAACCAGGCAUCUGUUAGUGAAACACAGUGGAUUAAAGAGGGAAGAGGGAUUGUUGCUGGCAUCAUGUAUGUUAAGAAUCCUGAAACACAACUAAUUUUUGUAUCACAGCAACAUCAGUGUGGGAGUGAGAUUUCAGCUUGUCAGGGGCUUCAGGAGGAGCUGGGCAGAGGAAAGCACUGCUGGCACUUGACAAAUGCAGAGGCAUGGGAAGGGGCAGGUGAGGAAGGCUGGCUUCUCUGACUUCUGGAACCAAAGAAUCAGGAUAAAGAAAGAUUAAAUGUGUUCUACCAACUGUAGCAGUCAGAGAAGACAGCAUGGAUGCUUUAGCUGUCUCUCAUCUAAAGCUUACAAGAAAUUUCCAAAGCAUGUAUGAUGGCAUUCUUUAUGCUUCACUACUUUCUUAAUUCUGAAUGAAUUUCCUAAUCUUUUGCUUAAAGCCCUUGUUGUCUGCUGGACUGGUGUGUAGGAGGCGCAGCCCAGCACUACGCAGCUCCCUGCAGGAACACUUCCCAGGAGACAGCUCUUUGCUGAGGGAGCCAAACUCAAUGAAUAUGUUGGUCACUUCUCUGCACACACAGAGUCACGCUGGCCUAACAUGCUCCAAACCCUCAGCCUUCCCUAGGCUUAAUCUCAGCAGAAGCCUUAAACCAGUUUAACUGGUUUAAACUGGUGUGUUUCCAGAAUUCUUGCCAGUUUAACUGGUUUAAACUGGUGUCUUUCCUUGGUAGAAGAGCCUUUAUUCCAAACACGGAAUAAUCACAUUCUGAGUCCAGCACAGACUCUUUUGCACAGUUGGAAAACACCUAUUCCUAGAAGAAUACUUUCAUUUUGUAUAUUAUCCAAAAAGUGCACUGAAUUUGGCAACGUUUGAACCAUGCUGGUAAUUUCCAUCAUUUCCCAGAAUUUACAAUUGGGAAUUCAGACCAGCUGAAUAAGGAAGAAUAAAAAAAAGUGCUGUAAAUAAAGACCAUCCCUCCCCAGGCUUUUGUAAACUCUGUCCAUUCCUGCAGGCUGACUCAGUCUAGCAGCUUUCUGUGCCUUGCAGGCUCACAACCAAAUCUAUGGUUUCUGUCUUCUGAAUUCUCUAAGAGGAGAAAAAAAAAUCCUUUUCAUUAUAUUGUGUUGCAGGGUUAAGGAGUGGGACAGAGCUAACUUUCUACAUAACAACACAUAUGAUAAUAUGUUUUAGCUUUGUGACUAAACCAGCGUAGGCAGAACACAAAUGUUUUUGCUUUGGGUGACCAGUGCCUGCACAGCCUGUUUUCCACACUGACCCCCAGCAGUCAGGCUAGGAGUGGGUGAGAGGCCAGGAGUGUACAUGGGUGAGAGCUGACCCAAACUGGACAAUUCCAAACGAUGUAAUGCUUGCUCAACACUA